GUUUCUCUUCUUCUUCUUCUCCCCUGCACCGAACAAGAGCUCCAGCCACCACCAACGCCUCUUCCUCUUGAGAAAUCGAAUCCCAGAUCUGCUCUGCUCUGUCUUCACUGUCUGCUGCUCUUGUUUGUGGGGGCGAAAUUCUUUAAAAUUCUGAUUGCCGUCGGCCUUCCCCCAAACUGCAGCUCCGGUUUUCGCUGCUAAAUUCUGGUGCUGUUAUGGCUUAAAGCAAUGGGAUUGAGUUCUCGGUUUUAUGCGAGUAAGGUAAGUAAAUUUAUAGUAAUGCCCGUACAGUUUUUAAAAACAUGUUUUGACUUGUUUUUGAAGUGGUGGCAGGACUAAACCCGUUUUAUACAAAAGUAAGUAUGGUUGAUUUGAACUGAAAUUUUUAUGCUUUUCAUUAAAUUGAGCAUGCUUACUUGAAAUUGAAAUUUAAUUGAUUGUCCUGAUGAUCUGAAAGUGAUUAGUGAAUUAUGGUUUUUCUGUUAACUUCUGUCUGUUUUGUCUUCGAUGUGGUCAUGUUAUUAAUGUGCCCGCUAGUGGGAGGUUUAUAAACACUAACACAUGUCAACAUGUUAUUGAUAGAAUCGGUUCGUUUGAGUGACCCUGCUAAUGGGGGUUAUACACCAGCAAAUAGUGUAGCCUACUAGUGGGGGGUUUAUAACACUGGCCAUGACCUAUAGAGGAGACGUCUAUUUCGUUCUCGUACUGUAUCCGUUUUUCAUGAUUACACUUGUUGGCAUGCUAUAAGUUUAAUAAGGAGCACUGCAUAUUUUACUUACUGAGUUUAUCUCGUAGUUUUUCAUUGUCCACCAUUUCAGGUAGCAAAGUCAAGGACGGGGAAAAACGAGAGGACUGACGAGUUAGAAGGCUAGCCAUCUUGUAAAUUUGAUAUAGAUUUUAGAUAUAGAUCAUAAUCUUGUAAGUUAGAUUUUAAUUGGAGAUUUUAUAAAUUCAUUGAAUGGAUUGUUAGUUUACAAGAAAUUUGACCUUGAGAUUUUGAGCUUAAGUCAUGUUGGACA
Rubroshorea leprosula is the source of this 1019-nucleotide messenger RNA. NCBI's taxonomy places the organism in Eukaryota, Viridiplantae, Streptophyta, Magnoliopsida, Malvales, Dipterocarpaceae. The record is from the annotation of a GenBank genome assembly.